Messenger RNA from Dicentrarchus labrax (European seabass), 2282 nucleotides. It is a transcript of the gene polr2m, whose product is annotated as RNA polymerase II subunit M. Lineage: Eukaryota; Metazoa; Chordata; Actinopteri; Moronidae. The coding region runs from base 237 to 1307 and encodes 356 amino acids. The record is from RefSeq and is a predicted model, not a curated record. The transcript is spliced from 4 exons. Gene Ontology annotation, biological process: intracellular signal transduction; transcription elongation by RNA polymerase II. Gene Ontology annotation, molecular function: transcription elongation factor activity. Gene Ontology annotation, cellular component: nucleus; intracellular anatomical structure.
CUUUGAAAUGUUGUUGUCUCAUGUUGAAGAAGUGAACUGCCGCCUUCAGAAACCUCUCUCUUUAACUAUAAAAGAGCCAGUUAACAGGGGGCGUUUUGAGCUGGCUAACAUGUGAUUAGAGUUCGUACGUUGUUGUUGUUGUUGUCGUUAUUGUUGUUAAACUGAGACGUAAGCUCCUGCUGUUUGUGAAUGGCUGUAGCUAGCGCUUACUAGCACUAACUAACUAACUCACAGUGAUGUCCUCGUCGUGGACAGAGCGCCAGGGACAGGUGGGAGACCUCAGACACCAGAGAAAAGAAGACCUCCAAGAACUGCUCCUGCGACAGGAGAAGAUACUCUCUAACCAGAGGUUAGUACAGACUCUUCCUGACAAAGGGAAGAAGAUCAAAGAAUUUGCAGAGAAAGUGCGCCUUGCCAUUGAACACCACGAUGAAGAGGAGAGGAGACAGAGCUCGGUCUUUGCUGCCAGGAAAGAGUUUCAGUCCAAGUACCAGCAGGCUUUCACUACCCAUCAACGUGCUAUCCCCAACAUACCAGCAGCCUCCCACCGAAACAGGCAACGUGAGGCUGCUGCAGGUGAUGCGAUGCAGGAGACCUCACCUGCCUCAUCUGAUGUGCAGGAAAACAACUCUUUGGAUGAGCCACAGGACCAGUUUUUGUCCAGAGCAGCUGCUGGUGAAACCAUGGAGACGACUGCUGCUGGGUCCUCUCUGAACUCUGAUGAGACAAAAGAGGGAGACCUUGUGGAGGCCUUGGAAAGGGUCAGACUGUCUGAAACUAGUACUGGUUUCAGUAGCGAGUCCAAAGACCCAUUAAACAGCACAGCAAGAGACAAUUACUUUCUCAGACAGCAGAUACCAAAAAAGCCUCACUAUGUAACUGUCCUGGAAAGAACAGAGAAUACUUCAACUCCCAGGAAGCAAAAAUUCAAACCAAAUCAGCUGCCCCACAGAAGUGACAUCUCUCCCUCAGGAUCCUCAUCACCAAGUCAGUCCUCUGAAGGCUCAUCACCGCUCUCUGCACAGGCCAAGAAGGAGCGGGACAGAAAACACCUGGAUGACAUCACUGCUGCAAGACAGCCUCCUCUCCAUUACAGUCCAGCCCAGCUUCUGUCUCUGGAUGAGUCGGCUGUCCUCCUGAAGGAACAAGUCAAGAAGCAACUCGAGUUGCAGGCCAAGCUGGCAGCCCAGAAACUGUCUGAGGGACUGAAGAUCUCUAUGGGGAGCUACACUCCUGAUGGUGGCCCCAUGGCUGCCUACAGAGAGGUUCAUGAUGAAGGAGCCCAGCUCUCCUCAGAGGAAGACUGAUCCUGGAAGGCCAGAGCUGGGGAAACCAGUGUGACCUUGGCCCUGAGGGAAACAGGCUUUGGACCUUGCAAUCAGGACCCAUCAAACAGGAUUUUCCCUCCAAGGACAAGGAUUCUUAAGAGAGGAAAAGGGUCUUUGCACGGUGUGAAGGCAGUGUUGGUAUCCCAGACUCAGCUCAGGAAAUUGAAUGGCAGGUUGAGAAACUAGCUUACUUAGUUCUCAUUCAGUCUGUAUUGGCCUCAGUUGUUUCAGUGUCCUGCAGGAAUAAUAAUACUUGCUGUUGAAUAGGAGUUUUUAUAUUCUAAAUUUUAAGCAAAUGUUUCUUGUCAGUAUACUGAAACUGAUGAUGUCAUGGCUUUUUGAGCCUGAGGGUGUUGUAUGAUGAUUUUUUUAUUUUAGUGUGUUAAAAAUGAUAUGCACUUAAACCUCAACAGCAGGUGUAGCAGACUGUUUUGGCACAAUGGUAACUGUUCACAGUUUUGUCCAGAAAAUAAACAUGAGCUUGCAGAUGUGUCAGAUUUAAUUAUUACAAAAUGUGUAACAGAAUUUAAUAAAAACAUCUGAUUUCCCAAAUAUUUGUGUUUGUUUCAAGGUGACAAUCCAAAUCCUUUUUUUUUCUUCUUUAUUACCGAUAAUGCGAAGUACCUCCAUCAGCUUUUUUCAGUAUGGAUGAAAAUUGAUCUAUUGAAAGUAUAAUUUCUCUUCACUAAUAUGAAACUGCUCACUCAUGUGAGCAUCAGGAAAGUUAUUGUUUUUAACUUAUUUGACAAUCCAGUUUCUUCAGCAAAGCAAGCCUCAGGUCUGUCAGCAGUUACCAGUGUGCUGGUGUUUCUAGUGGUCUGUGGACAUGUAUUAUUAAGAAAAGCAGGAGAGGCGAGUAGGAGGCCUGAACUGAACUCUUAGUCUGUCCACAAGUAUGAAUUAUACAGUAUGGAAUAUAUUGUAUGUAUAAAAAUCGCUCUUAAAAUCUCUGAA